GCAACUUUUUCGAUUCCCACCGAAUUUCCUAACCGCCAUAUUUUCUCUCUCCUAUAAAAAAAACACUCCUGUGUUCUUAUUCAUUUCAAUCAAGUCAAUAACCAACCAUCAAAAUACAAACAAAUCUUACCCAACUUCACCAAAGAAACUCUCAAUUUAUCCUGAAAUUCUCAAAAGUGAAUAAAAAAAUGAGUUCAUCAGCUGGGAUUAAAUGGGCAGUAGCAGCAAGCAUAGCAGCAGUUGAAGCAUUGAAAGAUCAAGGAAUUGCAAGAUGGAACUACCCAAUCAGAUGCGUUCAUCAACAUCUGAAGAACAACAUGAGAUCUUAUUCUCAAGCAAAGAAGCUCUCUGCUAAUUCCUCUGCUUUGGUUUCUAAAAAAAUUAGAGAUGAGAAGUUGAAGAAAUCUGAGGAAUCUCUUAGGACUGUUAUGUACUUGAGCUGUUGGGGUACCAAUUAGUUUCUUGUUUAAUGUUUUGUACAUACCAGAGUACUACUACUAUAUAAUACCCGAGUCAUGUUCGGUUUUUCAAAUUAAGAAAUCCGAGUAAUGUUUGGGUUUUUUUUAGUUUGAUAUACAUGAAAAAAUAUGCUUAAUUAAUAAUAAAAAAAUGUUCUUGAAGA
This is a messenger RNA of Spinacia oleracea (spinach), 622 nucleotides long. RefSeq lists its product as uncharacterized. Lineage: Eukaryota; Viridiplantae; Streptophyta; Magnoliopsida; Caryophyllales; Amaranthaceae. The coding region runs from base 189 to 458 and encodes 89 amino acids. The record is from RefSeq and is a predicted model, not a curated record. The transcript has a single exon.